GUCGGCGGCAGCGUCGGCCUGGUCGGCCUCCCCGUGAGGGGCGGCGGCGGCGGCGAGGCUCACGGCAAGGACUAUUUUUGCCCAUUUGGAGUUUGAUUUUCCCAUUUGGGAGACUGUGCAGAAGUAAGAUUCAAAGGUGUGGAAAUUUCCCUGGCUUGCCAUCAUGUCAGGUGUAUGGCUUAGCAAAGGCAGGUAGUGCACUUAAUAUCCAGAACGUCACCUACAAGAGAGGACCAAUUCUAUAUUGGUGGUGUGAUGAAUAUGCCAUUGCAUCAAAUCUCCGUGAUUCCAGCCCGGGAUGUAACUUUUUCCAGAGUCUCUAAGAACAAGGUGAAAGAGAAAGAACAGGCUAGUGUUUCAACCUCUGUUUCUGCUCCUCGCAUCUUCUGUCAAACAUCUGUUACACCAACCAGUCAGGAUAUAUGCAGUUCCAGUGCAGUGUGUUCUGAAUGUUGUCAUCACAGUCCAGUGCAAUCUGCUGUUGUCUUGAAAAAUCCUGUCUCCCAGAAUUCUCUGACUCAAGGGGCCACUGUGACAGUAAUCUGUCAGGAUAUGGUGCAGGCUUCCAAGAAAAAGCUCCAUGGGCAUGAUUGUGGCCAUGUUCUCAAGUCUAAGAAUGGAAAAGCUAUCCAGUCUCUGAAAUUCUCCAAGUCUCUCAGUGAUAUGGACCAGAAGGCUCAGAGUGCAUUCAAGAGCUUUCACUACGCAGAACGAACCUGUUCAGAAGGCAAACUCUCACAAGCCCAGGAGCAGUGUUUAAAGCUUAACACAUUUUAUCACAAGGAGAAGAAAACAUUCAACCUCAGGCCCUUUAAUUUCAGUAGCUCCAAACUCUCUUAUUUCCAGACUCUUUCCACCAAUUACUCUAGCGCUUCUGGGGCUAGUGCAGUACACAUUCCUCUCCUGGAGGAGAAGUGUGAAGGUGAAACGUCCCGGAGCAAAAAGUUGCUGCACUACCUUUUCUCUUCUCGUAGCUCCAGCGCCAGCAGUCAUGAAUUGGAUAACAACUCAAGCUGCCUCCAACCAAAGAAAUCAUCCAGUGUGGUGGUAGAGAGCACAGGUUUCUGUUCAGAUGACAUGGGAGAUGAUGAUGUCUUUGAGGACAGUUCCUCUGUGAGGCUGAAAAUUACAGAGCUACGGGCACCACUCUGUUCGGUUGAAAAGGAUAGUGACCUAGAUUGCCCUUCCCCCUUGUCAGAAAUGUCCCCCCCGCUUUCCCCUGUGUCUGUAUCUGGGGAUGCCUGCAGGAUAUGCCAUUGUGAAGGAGAUGAUGAGAGCCCUCUAAUCACUCCCUGUCACUGCACAGGGAGCCUUAAUUUCGUGCAUCAGGCUUGCCUGCAGCAGUGGAUCAAGAGCUCAGACACCCGCUGCUGUGAACUCUGCAAAUACGAAUUUAUCAUGGAGACCAAAUUGAAACCUUUAAGAAAAUGGGAGAAGCUGCAGAUGACAGCCAGUGAGCGAAGGAAGAUCAUGUGCUCUGUGACUUUCCAUGUAAUUGCUAUCACUUGUGUGGUGUGGUCUCUCUAUGUCCUCAUCGACCGAACUGCUGAAGAGAUUAAACAGGGGGAGUCCACCGGUAUUCUAGAGUGGCCAUUUUGGACUAAACUAGUAGUGGUAGCUAUUGGUUUCACUGGAGGAAUUUUGUUCAUGUAUGUUCAGUGCAAAGUCUACAUACAGCUUUGGAAAAGACUUAAGGCUUACAACCGUGUUAUAUAUGUUCAGAACUGUCCAGAAACAAGCAAAAAGAACAUAUUUGAAAAACCAGUGCUUUUUGAACCAAAUCUUGAAAAUACAGAUAUGCUUGCAAGUCAUCAUGCAGAAAUGAGCAGUUUACAUUAUACAGAGCCUGAAGACUCCAGGGCAAACAUUCUUCAUAUCUAGCAUAUUUCCCUCCAUAAAGUUUUGCACCAGCAUCGUUUACCCUGCUCAGCAGCUCAAAAUCAUCAAAGGUUGAGCUGGUGCAGCUUUUUUUUCCUUUUGCACUUAAUAAACACAUUACCAGGGUUGCAAAUCUCAAGCUGACCUGAAAGAAAUACAGGAUUGAUUGCAAGAUUUGUAAAUGAGGUGGAAUGUCCUUGUCCUCUGUAAAGAAUUGUCAAUUUUUGGAGCCUACUUCCCCUGUCCCCCC
Lacerta agilis (Sand lizard) is the source of this 2128-nucleotide messenger RNA. RefSeq names its product E3 ubiquitin-protein ligase MARCH8-like. Gene Ontology annotation, cellular component: early endosome membrane; cytoplasm; late endosome membrane. Gene Ontology annotation, molecular function: ubiquitin protein ligase activity; zinc ion binding; MHC protein binding. Bases 256 to 1881 code for a protein of 541 amino acids. NCBI's taxonomy places the organism in Eukaryota, Metazoa, Chordata, Lepidosauria, Squamata, Lacertidae. The record is from RefSeq and is a predicted model, not a curated record. The transcript is spliced from 8 exons. Gene Ontology annotation, biological process: antigen processing and presentation of peptide antigen via MHC class II; protein polyubiquitination; immune response.